Molecule: messenger RNA, 2003 nt
Organism: Doryrhamphus excisus (bluestripe pipefish)
Lineage: Eukaryota; Metazoa; Chordata; Actinopteri; Syngnathiformes; Syngnathidae
Biological process (GO): regulation of DNA-templated transcription
Molecular function (GO): RNA polymerase II cis-regulatory region sequence-specific DNA binding; DNA-binding transcription factor activity, RNA polymerase II-specific
Source: RefSeq, a predicted model, not a curated record
UCUGCGAGAAAUGAAAAUGGCUGCAAGCUAGCAGGGCAGUGUUUUAUUGUGUUUUGCGGCGUUUGUUCCGUAGUCUCUACGCAUUUAUUGCCCCCACAAGUAAAGAGAAAAGAAUAAGACUUUUAUGGACACAACUGCUGAGUAGCACAAAGUUAUUCUCGCCUCAGAGCACUUGGAAGCUUCUCGAGCUAGCUCAGCUAGCUAGCGGCUAACAAAGACACGCGGAAGUGAUCGACACAUCGCUGAGCCGAGAGCAAAUGUGAGUGUAAACUGCGGCGAUUGUCGGAAAAAUGUGCGACACCACGACGGCAGCGGACGAGGAGGAACUUUGUCCAGCGGAAGUGAGCGAGCGGCCAUUCCGGGACGCUGCGUUCAAGGCGACAAUCGUCUUGAAAUCUGCAGACGUCAGAGAAGAACAGCAGCAGGCCCGGAGACCCAGGCUGGAGCAAGAGGUUCCCCAGGCGCCCCACAAUGAAGAAGAAGCGGAGGAGCAGCAGCCCCCCCACAUUAAAGAGGAAGAUGAGGAGCACAGCGUCAGUCCGGAGGAGCUCAAAGGGUUGGAGGAGUUCCCGGUGAUCCGGGUGAUCGUGAAGAGCGAAGAUGAGGACGACAAAGGUCAUAGCGAGGACAGGAAGGAGCCUCCAAGCAGCAGCCGGACCACAGGAGCCGAGGGGCGCCGGGCGGCCAGCCCCUCAGCGCCGCUGUCAGAUAGUGAGCACCCGGCGUCUCCUGACGCCGAAGCUGCGAUGACGUGUCGCGCUGACAGCGCGCACUUCCGGUGCUCUGAGUGUGACAAAACCUUCGGCCACAAGUCAACUUUGAAAACACACAUGAUGAUCCACACGGGGGAGAAACCGUUCAGCUGCACGUUUUGCGGCAAACGAUUCUCGAUAAAAGGACGCAUGAUAACGCACACCAGAACGCACACCGGAGAAAAACCGUACGUCUGCACCGUUUGCGACAAAAGCUUUUCUCAUCAGUCGGCGUUUGUGCGACACAAAAGAACGCACAUGGGUGAGAAACCCUUCACCUGCUCCAUCUGCGGGAAAAGUUUCACUCUGGUCGGAGGGUUGAAAACGCACAUCAGAACGCACACGGGAGAGAAACCCUAUUCCUGCUCGGUGUGCAACAAAGGCUUUUGCGAUCAUUCGGCGUUUGUUCGCCACACGAGGACGCACACCGGGGAGAGACCGUAUUCCUGCGCCGUCUGCGAUAGAAGUUUCACCCAGACGUCGGCUUUGGUCAAACACGCCAGAACGCACACGGGAGAGAAACCCUUUGCCUGCUUGGUGUGCGGCCUCAGAGUCACUCAGAAGUCACAUUUGACCACGCACAUGAGGACGCACACGGGCGAGAAGGUGUUCCGCUGCGCCGUGUGCCAGGAGAGCUUCUCCUAUAAGUACCAGGUCAACGAUCACGCGUGUGCUGGCGAGGGCGGCGCCAAGCUGUGACUCUCGGCCUUCUCGGGAAGGAUCCGGGCCGCAGACCGACACCACGUCUGGAGGAGAAGAUGUGCCGUCAUCCUUUCAUGACUGAGCACGCCACGUCAGUCUGCCCUUUAGCAAGGCACCAGCCCCUCUCCUCUGACACGCCUCCUUGCCUGGUCCCGACACCAAGAGCGAGGCCAGGCACGCCUGAGAAGUCCAACGUUUCAGGUGGCGACCUCACCGAGCUCCUCGACAGAACGCCAAUGGACAAUUUGAGCACAUUAGCGGACAUCGAGUGUCUGGCUGAAACGGAGACACUUUGGAAAGUCCAUCGUUCCACGUCUGCUCUUUCCUAGUUGGGAAAAUCUACCGUGGAAAAUAAAGAAAAGCCAUCCAAUCAGAAGAUGGGGCAAACUCAGCCUGCGUUAUUUUACUCUGUCACGCCUUCAUUUACACUCUGAUGGCCGAUGGAGGCACGCUCUCUCUCUCUCUUCUCUUCUAUUAUUCUAUUCUAUUAUUCUAUUCUAUUCUAUUCUACUAUUCUAUUCUACUAUUCUAUUCUACUAUUCUAUUCUA